AUGGAUGCACUUUUUACCCCGCUUGCCAACGCGGUUGGCGCCAGCGUGGACCAGAUCAAGCUUAUCUUCUGCUUGCUGGUCGCAUAUCCGCUAGGAAGCCUGUUCACGCGUGUCCCGUCGUCGAAGCCAGCGCUUCGCCACCUUUACAGCGUGACGGUCGCCGUCUUGUUCUUCUUCCCCAUCCUGAAGAUCUAUUCGGCGUUCUUCCAACUGCUGGGAAGCAUUUUGGCAACGUAUUUCAUUGCGAAGUAUGACAAGAGCAAGAAGAUGCCGUGGGUUGUCUUUGUUAUUGUCAUGGGACACUUGACUGUGAACCACGUCAUUCGAGCCAUCUAUGGAUUCAGCUAUGAGACUAUGGAAGUGACUGGACCCCAGAUGGUGCUGACCAUGAAGCUCACCACGUUCGCCUGGAACGUGUAUGACGGUCGACGGAAAGAAGAGGAAUUGGACAAAUGGCAACUCGCCAAACGCGUCACCAAGUACCCUUCCAUCCUCGAGUUCUUGGGCUACUCCUUCUACUUCCCUGGUAUCCUUGUUGGCCCCUACCUCGACUACGCCGAAUACAUGGACCUCGUCAACGAAGCCAUGUUCAAAGACGAGAAGAUCAAGCCAAAGAUCAAGCCCGGCCGUCGCCUCCCUUCUUACCGAAAGCGUGCUGCCUACACCCGUCUCGUCAUGGGUCUUGUCUACCUUGGUGUCUUUGUCGUGUUCGGCCCCAAGUUCUAUUACGCAAAGGGUGCCACAGAGGAAUUCGCUCAGCAGAGCUUGCUUCGCCGCAUUAUCCACUUCCAGGCUUUCGGACCUGUCGAGCGUUGCAAGUACUACGCUAUCUGGACUCUCACUGAGGGUGCCAGUAUCCUCACCGGUCUUGGCUUCACUGGUUUCGGUCCUCAUGGGGAGGCUCACUGGAAUGGUGCCGCCAACGUCAAAGUCUGGACUAUCGAAUUCCCUCCCAACUUCAAGGUUCUCCUCGAUUCGUGGAACAUGAAGACCAACGUCUGGCUCCGCGAGUGUGUCUACAAGCGCGUCACUCCCAAGGGCAAGAAACCCGGCUUCGCCAGCAGCAUGAUUACCUUCUUCACCAGUGCAUUCUGGCACGGUAUUGCUAGCGGCUACUACCUCACUUUCCUCAUGGGCGGUUUCAUCACCUCCGUUGCCCGACUCGUCCGAGCCAACAUCCGUCCCUUCUUCCUCCCCGCCGAAGGCCAGCCUCCCUCGAUCUGGAAGCACCUCUACGACCUCGUCGGUAUCAUCACCUCCGCCAUGAUCCUCAACUUUGCCGCAUCGCCCUUCAUCAUCCUCUCCGCCAAGGACUCCUUCACCACUUGGAAGAACCUCGGGUACUACGGACACAUCCUCGUCUUUGGCGGCCUGCUCUUCUUUUAUGCCGGCGGAACCAAGUUGUGCAGGUCGUUUCAGAAGCAGAUGGGUAUUGCGCCUCCUCCCAGGCGCGGUGCUGCCGCCCCCGCCGCGAACGGAAAGGCGAAUGGGAAUGGGACCCAGUCGGGUACCGAGACCCCUCUCAACGAGAAGAACUUUGUCCUGCCUCCCUCGGUUGACAAGGUUAUUCCACCACAAAAGUAG
This is a messenger RNA of Coprinopsis cinerea okayama7#130, 1584 nucleotides long. Its product is annotated as endoplasmic reticulum protein. Gene Ontology annotation, biological process: glycerophospholipid biosynthetic process; lipid modification. Gene Ontology annotation, cellular component: endoplasmic reticulum; membrane. Bases 1 to 1584 code for a protein of 527 amino acids. NCBI's taxonomy places the organism in Eukaryota, Fungi, Basidiomycota, Agaricomycetes, Agaricales, Psathyrellaceae. The transcript is spliced from 8 exons. Gene Ontology annotation, molecular function: 1-acylglycerol-3-phosphate O-acyltransferase activity; 1-acylglycerophosphocholine O-acyltransferase activity. The record is from RefSeq and is a predicted model, not a curated record.